AUGGCUACCGCAGACUGGAACCCGCUGGGGGAUGUUUAUUACAGGAAAUAUGAGCUCUAUGCCAUGGAAUGGACUGGUCUGGUGGACCUGGCUAAGCAUACUGUAGCUGCUUCUUCAUAUGGGGGACCUAUAGCCCUGAUGAAGGAUGAGAGCAAAACUGCCAGAGUGGCGACCACUGUGAAACCGGUCAUCAGUGUGUAUAAUGCUGCUGGAAAGCUGCUGGCUCAGAUGAGGUGGAACAGUGGCAACAUUGUGACACUGGGUUGGUCCAGCACUGAGGAGCUGCUCUGUAUUCAAGAAGAUGGUGUGGUUCUUGUGUACGACAUGUUUAUGACAUUCAAGCGCACUUUUGGCAUGGGACAGGAAGCCAAAGAUGUCAAGAUUUUGGAUGCUAAAGUAUUUCCCAGCUUCCAGGGCACAGGGAUUGCAGUGAUGACAACAGCAUACAGAGUGUUCCUGGUUAGCAACGUUGACAGUAUCAGAAUAGUCAGGCUAGCUGAAGUGCCAGGUCUAAAUGAAAGACCCAGUUGCUGGGCCAUUGUGACAGCAGACAGACAAGCACGAGCACUGGUUGCUAAAGGUUUAGAACUUCACCUGGUUGAUCAAGGAGGCCAGUAUCAGCAGCAGCAACCAGAGUUGAGUGAAAAUGCUGGACCUAUCAUAGAGAUGGCUGUGUCGUUCAACAGUAAAUAUCUGGCCUUGUGUACGCAGAAAGGGGUGCUGUGGAUUGGCUCUGCAGACUUACAGAAGAAAUAUUGUGAGUUCAAUACCAGUUGCACAAAACGACCACAGCAACUUGUGUGGUGUGGCAAUGGAGCAGUGGUGGGGCUCUGGGAUAAACUUGUUUUGGUGGUCGGGCCAGACAAGGACUGGAUUAGAUACAAUAUGGACUGUUCUGUGCACUUGCUACAAGAAGAGGAUGGACUUAGAAUUAUUGGAAAUGAAACACAUGAGUUUCUACAGAAAGUUCCAACGGUUACUGAACAGAUAUUCAAGAUUGGAUCUAUGGAACCUGGAGCUAUGUUGUUUGAAGCAAGUAAAGAGUUUCAGAAACGUAAUCAGAAAGCAGAUGAAUACAUUAGAAUGAUUAAGGACAAGUUGGAUGUGGGUGUCAAUCAGUGUAUACAAGCAGCAGGUUAUGAAGUAGAGCCAACAAAACAGAGGAUGUUAUUGAGGGCAGCAUCAUUUGGAAAGUGUUUUCUGACCGACUAUAGACCAGAAGCUUUUGUCAACAUGUGCCAGAUGUUGCGAGUGCUAAACCAAGUCCGCCAUCAUUCUGUGGGAAUCCCCCUGACCUACACACAACUAGAACGCCUGUCCAUGCCUGUGUUAAUUGAUCGUCUGGUUUUGCGGAAGUUAUUUGGUCUCUCUGUUAGGAUCUGUCAGUUUUUAAAAGUUCCAGAUGCUGAAGGAAGAAGCAGAAUCCUGGCUCACUGGGCAUGCUUUAAAGUUCAACAGAAGCAUGAGGAUGAAGAAAAACUUGCCAGAGCGAUAUCACAAAAGUUGGUGGAUGUGCCGGGAGUGUCCUUCUCUGAAAUAGCUAGCCAGGCUUUGGAGCAAGGUCGCAAACAGUUGGCUGUGCGGUUACUGGACUACGAAGUGCGGGCAUCAGAACAGGUUCCACUGUUGCUGAAGAUGGGACAAGACCAAGCUGCUCUCACCAAAGCUAUAGACAGUGGGGAUACUGAUCUUGUAUAUACAGUCUUACUUCAUCUGCGAGAUAAAAAGUCCAGUGCAGGAGAUUUCUUUAUGAUGAUCAGAACAAUGCCUAUAGCUUGCUCACUUUACAUUCAGUAUUGCAGACAACAAAACAUCAAGCUGGUUGAGGACCUGUACUAUCAAGAGGAUAACUCCCUGGAAGAGGGAUACUGCAAAGUGAUUCGCAGCUAUACUCUAGAUAAUUUUGAAGAGCGAGCCAAGUUGUUGGAAGAUGCCGUGAACUGUUUUCACAGAUGUAAGCAUGAGUACUGGAUCAUGCGAAUCUUUGCACUGGCUGAAGCUGGGGACUGGGCAGAACUGGACAAGUUUUCUAAAGUGAAGAAAGCCCCAGUUGGUAUGGAGGUAAGAGUUCCUCUGAAAUUAUUAUUUCGAGAAGCAGCAGAGGCAGCCAUAGAGAACAAAAGUGAGGAUGACUUUGACUACGUGGUCUCUCGACUCGGCCUGGCAGAAAGACAAGUAGCAGAUCAAGUAAGGGCCAUGAGAACACAGUUGGUGUCAAAGAAGUAA
Candidula unifasciata is the source of this 2226-nucleotide messenger RNA. The record is from the annotation of a GenBank genome assembly. Lineage: Eukaryota; Metazoa; Mollusca; Gastropoda; Stylommatophora; Geomitridae.